GGGAGUGAGUCAAGUAGAUUUUAGUUGUAUGUUGAAUGGUGUAAUGACAAUAAUGAAUUCUGAGCAUAAAGGCACUGGAAGCUGAGGAAUUAAACGAACUGUCUUCCUAGGGGCAGUAAUAGUGAUACCACGAGACCAGAUCAGAGGGCGCCUACAUAUGUGUGACGUCGAGAAACGUGUUUCUUCCAGAGAGCAGGGGGCAUUGUGGGGAUAUCGUAACUCGGCCAGACGCCGCAGUGACGUCCGAGUCAGCGAGGGACCGACGUCAGUUACCACCGGGAGAGACUAGCGGACCGUCACCCCCCACCUCCCUGCUGGCUCGGGAUGCUAAUCCCAUCCUAGGCAGCAGCGCAUGCAGCUUCACACCGCGCCGACCGUGAUCCAAUAUGAUGACUACUCCGGGACCUACGACACGUCCUCUCGCGGCAGCAGCGCAUCCCCCGCCCAACCAGAGUCCUUUACAAGCGGCAGCAGCACAAUCGGCAGUCCGAUCUCAACUUCAAAUUACCAGAAGUUCAGGGUCGACAUGCCAGGCUCCGGCAGUGCCUUCAUCCCCACCAUCAACGCCAUCACAACCAGCCAGGACCUGCAGUGGAUGGUCCAGCCCACGGUCAUCACCUCCAUGUCGAACCCUUACUCUCGCUCGCACCCCUACGGCCUUCCUGUGUCUGGGGGGCCGGGGCUCCUGGGCCACACGGCGCUGCCCCGUCCGGGGGUCAUCCGAUCCAUCGGUGAUGCCCGCGGGCGACGCAAGCGGGACGAGCAGCUCACCCCAGAGGAGGAGGAGAAGCGGAGAGUGAGACGGGAGCGGAACAAGCUGGCUGCCGCCAAGUGCCGCAACCGUCGGAGGGAACUCACCGAGAUGCUGCAGGGGGAGACAGAGAAGCUGGAGGAGGAGAAGGCCGGCCUGCAGAAGGAGAUUGAGACCUUGCAGAAGGAGAAGGACAAGCUGGAGUUCAUGCUGGUAGCCCACAACCCAGUGUGCAAGCUGCCGCCUGAAGAGAGGCACCAGCCGUGUUCCACCAUGUCCCCAAACCUGCGCAGCACCCGCAACCCGCUGCACCUCCUCAACCCCGUGGUGGUGAAGCAGGAGCCCAUGGAAGAUCAGGAAGAGAAACCCCAGCGGUCUGUAAUAAAGCCCAUCUGCCUGGGGGGGGGCAUCGGCAUUUACUGCCAUGAGGGGGACAGCCUGAACACCCCCGUGGUCGCCGCCUCCACGCCCGCCGCCACACCCAGCACGGCCAACCUCAUCUUCACCUACCCCAAUAUGCUGGAGUCGGAGAGCCCCUCGCCGUCCUCUGAGUCCUGUUCCAAGGCCCACCGCCGUAGCAGCAGCAGCGGGGACCAGUCGUCAGACUCCCUCAACUCCCCUACCCUGCUGGCCCUGUGAGCGGCGUCGCCAGCCUGCAGGGCGGCGACACAGAGCUGGAAGGAGAGAUUGGGACUGGGCAGAUGAUGACUUCUAGUGAUGGGUGGUGGUCGAGGCACGUGCCCAUCAUCUAGUACAACCCACAGAACCCCUCAAGGGCUAAGGUGUUCAUCUCCAGAAAUUUGGCGUGACUUUCGUUGUGCAUCCACAUCAUAGUAACGCUUCACCCCAAUUCCCAUGUGGGGUCUGCCUCAAUCCCCCCCCCCCCCCCCCCCCCGCAGAUGUACCGUGUACUUAUUUUCGACCCGUUACUUGUGUAACGUGAAUCAAAGGGAGGUGCAGAGGAGGAAAACCAAAGGCAUUCGCAGGAAGAAGGUGAACCCCAACUGGUGCACCCCACCUCCCAUGCGCACCAUCCCGGAUUGUUUGGCAGUUGGUGUGUUUUCCAGUCAGGAUGUGAAGGCCACAGAUCUGCUUCCUUGGGGUCAGGACUGACCCAGGCAAUGCACUAUGGCAGCGAGAGCUUGCAGACCUCGACCCCCUGGACGUUGGCUGUCAUCGUCGUGGUCCUAAUGAAUCCUUCAUUGUAUUUAUAACGGGAGUCAGUCGUUUUUGUGUUUUGCAGUUUUCUUUCUCUCUCUCGUCCUUCUUGACUCUGGUCUUGCGUGUCUGAGAUAAGCCAUAGGUUCACUGGCUGAGCCUGCAUUUCGUCACAUGGUAAAGGAGCACAGCCACCGGAUUGGUGCAGAGCGACGGUGGACAUAUCCGCACGCCCGCCUCGCCCCAUCAGCGCCAGCUCAUCUGUGCUACUUAAAUUAUCGUCAGGGAUUUUUACCUUCAGUGGAAACUGUUUUUAUUAAGCUCCCCCACCCUUAUGGUGGCAAGACGACACAUUAACAAAGUCCUUUCGAAUGGGGAAGAUGGACAUUGUUGGCAAAACUGCAGCUGGUGAGGAAUUAUGGGAAGGUCCCUCAGGCAGAACUUUCGCUUGAAUCUAAGCACUGUGCUUGCCUGCUGUCGGUUCCACAGCGUUUCAGUCUUGUACAGACCCGUUGUGGUUCCAAACAAACCGCUCUCUUCAAAACAGUGUUUCCUCUAGUCUGUUAAACUUUUUAAGGUGGUGGGGGUGGGCAGGGUGUUUUGGAUAAGAAAACGAUGAUGUAAUUUUUAUGUCUGCCGUAAGAUGUGUGUCCCCCUGGUGGUGAUUUGUCUGCCAGGAAAAAUUGUUAUGUGCACUUUUUUAUUUUUAAGUUUUUUUUUGGUAUUUUUUAAAAGGUUGGUUUGGGGAUAAAAUAUGUGACUCCUACUGCAGCUGGACUGAGAGGAAAUAAGUAUAAUAACCUAAGCAACAGGUUAAGUGGCUAAACCCAGGUUCUGAAGAGAUGCACUAGUGAGCGCUAGGUGGCUAAUCCCGGGUCCUGAGGAGGGUUGCCCCUAAGCGCUAGGUGGCUAAUCCCGGGUCCUGAGGAGGGUUGCCCCUAAGCGCUAGGUGGCUAAUCCCGGGUCCUGAGGAGGGUUGCCCCUAAGCGCUAGGUGGCUAAUCCCGGGUCCUGAUGAGGGUUGCCCCUAAGCGCUAGGUGGCUAAUCCCGGGUCCUGACGAGGGUUGCCCCUAAGAGCUAGGUGGCUAAUCCCGGGUCCUGAGGAGGGUUGCCCCUAAGCGCUAGGUGGCUAAUCCCGGGUCCUGAGGAGGGUUGCCCCUAAGAGCUAGGUGGCUAAUCCCGGGUCCUGAGGAGGGUUGCCCCUAAGCGCUAGGUGGCUAAUCCCGGGUCCUGACGAGGGUUGCCCCUAAGCGCUAGGUGGCUAAUCCCUCAGUGCACUAGGAAUCUCUAGCACUAGAAGAGGUACCUCUGAGGAUUUUGGGUAUUCAAUCCUGGGCUCUGAGGAGAUACACUUGUGAUCUCAAUGUGUUUGUGUUCUAAUAUGUACUAUAGAAUCUUGGUUUGUGGUUUUAAGGCUUUGAAGUGGGUGAUUGGGUGUUUUUUUGUUAUUUUCCAUCUGGAUGGGAGUUUAAAUGUUUUUUUUUUUUUUUAUUUUGGGGAGGGGGGGGGGGGUUUAAAAUGAACACCAAGCACUGGAAAAGGAUUCAACUGCAAUAUUCAGACAAAUUAUUUACUUAAAACAUUCCUUGCAACAGAAGAUGGACUGAACUCUGUGUGGAAACUGAAGGGAAGGUGAAACGCUUGCUGCUGUUGACUUGUGAAGGAUUAUUCGGUCGGUUUGGGGGAUUUCUGACCCCAUGGACUGUUGCAGCAAGAACCUGAAUAAGGUGACGGAUAGCUUAUAUUUCUGAGGAAUAUACACGUCCCCCCCCUCCCCCAGCACAGACGAGAGUUGCAAUCAAAAAAAAACCAAAAACGUCAUCGGAGGGAAGGAGGAGUGUACAUCCUUAUUUUUUCUUUAAUUCUGCAGAAACACGUAGGUAAGCCAUCUGCGAUUCUCAAUCCACGUCUGCGGCUCCACUUUGAUUUCCUCUUUUCCCGAAUGCUUUAUCUAUUUAAAAACACAAAACCAACAAAAAUAGCAAUAUCUAUGGCAGUGUUUGUUCAUUUAGUAAUUUAAAUCAGUAAACUAAGUUUUUUUUUUGGAAAAAAAAAACCUUUUGGUGUUUUGGAUAACUGUACCUUGCUUGUGUUGUGGUAACGUGAUGGAGUGUCGGUGAACAAUGCGGCCUUACUGCAGUGUCAGUGGACUCUUCCCUUUGUGCUUUGGGCUGAAUGCACUAUGUCCGCUCCCAAAAGCGUCCCCUCAGAACCAUCUCAAUAUUCUCUUUUGUACUCACGGAAAGGCACGUUGCAGGCCUGAUGUUCCUAUUGUCCCCAGCAGAGGGAGCUAUGUUUUGUGUCGUCUUAUAAAUUGCGAUACACUGAUAUGACGCUUUAAAAUUAAAAUAAUAUUUUUUAUCAUGUAUGGCAGGCUGAAAUUCAGCUCUGAUUAAUUUCUGGUAUUUUCCCUCGUUUCCUGUAUCUCAUGAAUAGAUUGUAUGUGUCUGCUCGAUUGAGUAUGUCGCCCUUAGCAAAGCAAAGCGCUAGGUGGAGUAAUUGCGUGAUAAUAAGAGGAGGUGCCCAGAAGUCUCCUCCACCCCCACGCGCAGUUGCACCCCAUCAGCACUCCAUUCGUCAUUUCACCCUUGGCUGUAGUCUUGUCAGUCACAAUCAGAAUCCAGACCUGCCCUGAACUCCUUCUGCCUCUUCCCAUUCCCUCCCCCGUGCUGAGAGCUAGCCGCCAUCCAGCGUCCCCUUACCAUCCGGAAGCCCCCUGACACUGCAGGGUCUUACCAUCGGGUAUAACUUUUCUCUGACUUUCCAAGUUGUCGUGUGUUGCUGAUAUUGUUUGACCCAUUGAAUUGUUCCCCUUCAAAAAUGUUCCGUAUUUCUGUAAAUGCCAUUUUUGUCUGUUAUAAAUGAACUUAAUUUUGCUUUUUUAAAUAAAUGAUCAAAAACAA
Brienomyrus brachyistius is the source of this 4812-nucleotide messenger RNA. RefSeq names its product FOS like 2, AP-1 transcription factor subunit (gene fosl2). Gene Ontology annotation, cellular component: nucleus. Gene Ontology annotation, molecular function: RNA polymerase II cis-regulatory region sequence-specific DNA binding; DNA-binding transcription factor activity, RNA polymerase II-specific. The coding region runs from base 353 to 1390 and encodes 345 amino acids. Lineage: Eukaryota; Metazoa; Chordata; Actinopteri; Osteoglossiformes; Mormyridae. The record is from RefSeq and is a predicted model, not a curated record. Gene Ontology annotation, biological process: regulation of transcription by RNA polymerase II. The transcript has 6 exons.